AUAGUCCUCAAAUUUCGCACUAUUUCACAAAGGCUAUUUAAAAUUACGAAAUCCGUGGUCUUCACGAUUCGAUCCGCGACUUUGUCUUCUCUUCCUUCUCCUCUUGUUCUCUCUUUAUACUCCAUUCCAAACUGUGGAGGAAAAGUCUCACCGGAAGUUUCUCUGAAUCUUACUUCCUUGUAGUAAAUGAAUCCAUCUCCUUCUGUAGUUCCUGGUGAUUUCGGGUGACUGGAUGAAGCGGCUCUCGUUUGAAUCGCCGACGAGGUUUUAGGAUUAUAAAGGGUCGUCGUCUGUUUUGCUUUGGAUUUGGUGGCUGGAAAUUAAAGCUUGGUCGGCUGUGGUUGUGGGUUUUUAUGAUCAUGUUGAUGGCGGAUGAGGGUUCUAAUUUUCCCCUACAGUAUGGUGCUGAUGAUUUUGGUGGAGACACGUCUAUUGACUAUGAAGCGUUGUUUCAUAUGCUGAACGAGGAUCUGGAUCCUUCGCAGAAUCCGCCAGAGGACUUGUCGCCAAAUAAUGUAUCGACUGGCCAACCACGUUUUGAUGCUUCCAACCAAGAAAAUUCCCAAGUGAAGAACGAUAUAUCUCAUGGUUUCACGGAAGAUAUAGAUGUAACUUUGAGAAAUCAUGGCAGUUUGGAUGGAAAGGGCACUGAAAUCUUGAGAUCCUCAGAAAAUAAUUCAAGUGCUUCAGUGGAGUUGCCUUCGUUUGAUGUGGAGCAUACUUCAAAAGAAGUGAUUCCUAAUGAGUCCUCUAUGAACCAAAGUUUUGACUUUGUUACUGACUUGACUGACCCUUAUUCAGAUAUGCCACACUGGAUGAAUAUAGUCGAGCAACCUUUUUUAGAUUCUUCUCAGUACUUUUUUCCGAGUGAUUUUGAUUCUCAAGUUGUUUCUGGCAAUGGGGGAAUGACGAUCAACAUGAUGCAUGAAGGAGAUUUUCCAUCCAAUAGCCUGUGCUCAAGUAAUACAAUGAAUUUGUAUGCGCAGGGCGCUGCUGAUCAUAAAUCAGUAUCAAGAGAGUCUGUCUCAAAGGAUUUAAUAAUUCUUGAUGCUUAUUCAAAUGUAAAGGGAUGGAAUCAGAAUUGUGAAAGUGGAAACUUCAUUUCAUCAAUGGAUGGAAACUGUACGUUUCAUGCUGAUGAGGUUCAUAUUAAUCAGGCAGCAUUGGGGCUUCCAAUGUCAACUGAGUUGAAUUCUUCCUGCAAAGAACUUGUUAAUCAAUUGAAGGAUGAAACGAUGGAUUCACUGGUUGAAUCAAGUAGUGGCCCAUGGCAAUCUAUCAAGGAGGAAAACAUGUUUCUUCCAUCUGAAAGAACUUUUCAUUCGGAAGAUACAGUUUGUGGAACAUCCAGCAGACCUUCCAGUGAUUGCAGGUACCAGAAUUUAUAUAUAACUGACCAAUAUUCUCCCAAUGGUCAUUCAUCUAAUUUAAGCAAUCAGCCUUUGGUUUUAAUCAAGGAUGUUGGAGAUCGUAAAUUGACUAUAUGUAAGGGUCAUAUAGAUCACCCACAAGUCAGCCCUGAAUCAACUCACAGUAAUUUGAUAGAUAAGGCCCAUGUGGAGGAUGAUCCAGAUAUCUGUAUAAUUGAAGAUAUGAGUCAUCCAGCCCCGUCAAACCGAUCUCUUAUGGUUGGAAAUUCGUUUGUUGCUUCACAAGGUUGUUCUAUAGUCAGUGGUUCUUCCACUUAUGUGGGAUUAGGAAGCAUGAGACAUAAGGCAAAAGACAUGGACAUCUUAAAAGUUGCAUUACAGGAUCUUUCUCAGCCAAAAUCAGAAACUAGUCCACCUGAUGGUGCUUUAGAAGUUCCUCUAUUAAGGCAUCAGAGAAUUGCUUUGUCAUGGAUGGUUCAGAAGGAGACAUCUAGUAUGCCCUGCGCAGGGGGGAUUCUUGCUGAUGAUCAGGGAUUGGGGAAAACAAUAUCAACGAUUGCUCUAAUACUAACGGAAAGGCCUCCUCCUAUUAUUGCUUGCCCUAAUGUUAGACAUGAGUUGGAAACUUUAAAUUUGGAUGAAGAUGAUGAUAUACUUUCUGAGCAUGAUAGACCAAAACAAGAAUUCUCUCAUCAAGUUUCACCAAGUAAAAAUGCAACAAUAUGCAAGAACACUUCAGUACAAGCGAAAGGCAGGCCAGCAGCUGGAACUCUUGUUGUUUGUCCAACAAGUGUUUUGAGGCAAUGGGCUGAUGAAUUGCAUAAUAAGGUUUCUAGUAAAACUAAUCUGUCUGUGCUUGUAUACCAUGGAAGUAAUCGAACCAAGGACCCAUGUGAGCUGGCCAAAUAUGAUGUUGUUCUAACAACCUACUCAAUUGUGAGCAUGGAGGUACCAAAACAGUCUGCUGUUGAUGAGGAGGAUGAUGAGAAACACAAUACAGAGGAUCAAGUUAUUCUACCCAUGCAAUUUCCUUCAAGCAAGAAAAGGAAAAACUUCUCUGGUUCUGAUAAGAAACAUUCAAAAAACAAGAAGGGAAUGGAUAAUGAAACUUUUGAGUCAGUUGCCCGCCCUCUUGCAAAAGUGAGAUGGUUCCGAGUUGUACUGGAUGAGGCACAGAGUAUAAAGAAUCACAAGACACAGGUUGCAAGGGCCUGCUGGGGUCUGCGAGCAAAACGUAGAUGGUGCUUGUCAGGAACUCCUAUUCAAAAUGCUAUUGAUGAUCUUUAUAGCUAUUUUAGGUUUCUCAAAUAUGAUCCCUAUGCUGCAUAUAAGUCAUUUUGUUUAUCAAUUAAGGUGCCAAUCAACAAGAAUCCAUCCAAAGGGUACAAGAAACUUCAAGCCAUUUUAAAGACAAUAAUGUUACGUCGCACAAAAGGCACACUUCUUGAUGGGCAACCCAUUGUUACGUUGCCACCUAAACAAGUGGAACUAAAAAAAGUGGAUUUUACUGAGGAAGAACGUGAUUUCUACUCUAAGUUGGAGGCUGACUCAAGGGCUCAGUAUGAAGAAUAUGCAGCAGCCGGAACUGUUAAACAAAAUUAUGUUAACAUCUUAUUGAUGCUUUUGCGCCUUCGACAAGCUUGUGAUCACCCUCUUCUCGUUAAACCUUAUGACUCCAAAUCUUUAUGGAGAUCUUCAGUUGAUGUGGCCAAGAAGCUUCCUCGGGAUAAACAGAUUUACCUACUGAGUUGUUUGGAAGCAUCAUUGGCUAUUUGUGGCAUCUGUAAUGAUCCACCUGAAGAUGCGGUUGUCUCAGAAUGUGGUCAUGUUUUCUGCAAGCAAUGCAUUUUGGAACACCUCUCUGGUGAUGACACCCAGUGUCCUACAGCGGGAUGCAAAGUUCGUCUUAGUGCAUCGUCAUUAUUUUCCAAGUCCUCAUUCUCCAUUUCUCAAUCCGACCAGCUUGGUGAGAAUAAUUCUGUGGUUGGCUCUGGUUCUACUUUUGGUGACUCUGUGGAGCCCUCCUCAUCAGAUACGUACGAGUCUUCUAAAAUUAAAGCUGCUCUUGAGGUUCUCACGUCAUUAGCUAAACCUAAGGAAUCCUCUUCAAGAAACAGCCCUGUCCAACUUGCUCCUGAUGUAGCCAGUGAAAAAUCGACCGAUGCUCCAUCCACAGAAAUGCAUCCAGAGAUUCCUGAGUGUCAAGAUUCAGCUACAAACAAAAGCUCUUGUGAACCAAUUAAAAUGAGUGGAGAGAAAGCUAUAGUAUUUUCUCAGUGGACGGGAAUGUUAGACUUGCUGGAAGCAUGUCUCAAGAACUCCUCUAUUCAGUACAGAAGGCUUGAUGGUACCAUGUCAGUACUUGCUAGAGAUAAAGCAGUAAAGGAUUUUAACAAUCUUCCGGAGGUGUCUGUUAUGAUUAUGUCUUUGAAAGCUGCUAGCCUUGGCCUAAACAUGAUUGUUGCCUGCCAUGUUCUUCUGUUGGACCUCUGGUGGAAUCCUACAACUGAAGAUCAAGCAAUUGAUAGAGCACAUCGAAUUGGGCAAACCCGUACUGUUAAAGUGUUGAGAUUGACUGUAAGAGAUACCGUUGAGGAUCGUAUUUUAGCACUUCAGCAAAAGAAAAGAGAGAUGGUUUCAUCUGCAUUUGGAGAAGAUGAAGCGGGCGGUCGACAAACUCGUCUCACAGUAGAAGACCUGAACUACCUUUUUAUGAUGUGAUGAUAGAUAAUACGAUCAUUCUUUGGUAUUGGCUGAUUUAGGCUAACAUCAUAUGCACAUAUCAUAUCAAGUUUUGGGUGGUGAAGGCUGGCUUUAACUUUAGGAAGUAAGUUGCCCCACCAUAUUUACAUCAUCUUGACCAGAGGAUUUGACGACCCAGCUCCUUUUGCCAGAAGAAGAUUUGUGAAUAGCAUUUAUAGAAAUCUUUAAAUUCCAUUUUUACCCACUGAUUCUUUUCUCACUCACUCACAAUUCGAUGAUCCCUUCCCUUUGUGACACUCUCUUUGCAUCCCCUUCCCUGAGUGUAUUCCACAGGCUGUAAAGAUUAGAAAUUUAUAGAAAGGAAAGAAAAUUAAAUCUGUUAAAACUCUUUUCUUUUCCAAUUGUAAAGAUAUAGAUAGUAUUAUUUUGUGUUCUUGAGUAUCAUCAUCCUUUAUAUUAAUAGUAGUAUUAGUUUGAUUGAAA
Molecule: messenger RNA, 4556 nt
Organism: Cucurbita pepo subsp. pepo (vegetable marrow)
Lineage: Eukaryota; Viridiplantae; Streptophyta; Magnoliopsida; Cucurbitales; Cucurbitaceae
Product: helicase-like transcription factor CHR28
Biological process (GO): DNA repair
Cellular component (GO): nucleus
Molecular function (GO): ATP-dependent activity, acting on DNA; ATP binding; metal ion binding
Source: RefSeq, a predicted model, not a curated record